AUGGCUACUCCUACUCUCGCUCACUUCAAGUUACCUCAAAUCGACAAUGAGCCUAUGCUCAACUAUGCUCCUGGUUCUGCUGAGCGUGUCAAGCUCGAAGCUGCUGUCAAUGAGAUGAUCGCUCAAGGCACUCAAGAAGUUCCCAUUGUUAUCAACGGUGAAAAGAUCUACUCUGGAAAGGUUGCUGAACAAUUGAACCCUUCCGACCACAAGUCUGUCGUCGCCAAGUAUCACGAAGCUGAUGCCGCUCUUACUCAAAAGGCUAUUGAUGGUGCUUUGGCUGCCAAGGCCUCUUGGGAAGCUCUUCCUUUCAAUGAUCGCGUCGCUGUCUUCUUGAAGGCUGCUGAUUUGUUAUCUAGCAAGUAUAGAUACAAGUUGAUGGCUGCUACCAUGCUCGGUCAAGGUAAGAACAUCUGGCAAGCCGAGAUCGAUGCUGCUGCUGAGCUCUGUGAUUUCUUGCGUUUCAACUGCAAGUACGCUGAGGAAAUCUACUCUCAACAACCUCCCAAGAACGCUCCCGGUACUUGGAACCGUACUGAAUUCCGUGGCCUCGAAGGUUUCGUUUUGGCUGUCUCUCCUUUCAACUUCACUGCUAUUGGUGGUAACUUACCCGCUGCUCCUGCUUUGAUGGGUAAUGUUGUUGUCUGGAAGCCUUCUCCCGGUGCUGUCUACUCCAACUACUUGUUCUACGAGAUUUUGGUUGAAGCUGGUCUCCCCGCUGGUGUCGUCCAAUUUGUUCCUGGACCUGCCGAAGAGAUCUGUGGCCAUGCUAUUAACAGCCCCGAUUUCACCUCUCUCCAUUUCACUGGUUCUACUCACGUCUUCCGCAAGUUGUGGCAACAAAUUGGUAACAACAUCAACUCUUACAAGAGCUAUCCUCGUAUCGUUGGUGAGACUGGUGGUAAGAACUACCAUUUGUUGCACCCUAGCCUCGAUGACGCUGGUGUUCGUCACGCUGCUUUGCAAACUAUCCGUGGUGCUUUUGAAUACCAAGGUCAAAAGUGCUCUGCCUGUUCUCGUGCCUACGUUCCUGCCUCUUUGUUUGCUCAAUUUAAGAAGGAAUUGACCGCUGAACACGCCAAGAUCACUCAAGGUCCUGUUACUGAAUUCCACCACUUCUCUGGUCCCGUUAUCAACAAGUUUGCUUUCGACAAGAUCAAGAGCUUCAUUGAUCACGCUGCUGUUGAUGAUAACUGUGAGAUCAUUGCUGGUGGUAAGUGUGAUGACUCUACUGGUUACUUUAUCGAGCCUACUGUCAUUGUCACCAAGGACAAGCUCACAAAGACCAUGACUGAUGAAAUUUUUGGUCCUGUUGUCACCAUCUACGUCUACGAGGAUGCUGAUUUCGAGGAGACUUGCAAGCUCGUUGGCGAGACCACUGAAUACGGUUUGACUGGUGCCUUCUUUGCCAAGGACCGUGAUUCCAUUGUCAAGGGCUCCAACUUGUUGCGCAACACUGCUGGUAACUUCUACAUUAACGAUAAGUGUACUGGUGCUGUUGUUGGCCAACAACCUUUCGGUGGUGGACGUGCCUCUGGUACUAACGAUAAGGCUGGUUCUUGGUCUCUUUUGACUCGUUUCAUCUCUACCCGUACCAUCAAGGAAAGCUUUGUCCCUAUCGAGGAUUUUGUCUACCCUUCCAACGCCAUCUAA
Molecule: messenger RNA, 1653 nt
Organism: Mucor velutinosus
Lineage: Eukaryota; Fungi; Mucoromycota; Mucoromycetes; Mucorales; Mucoraceae
Gene: URA3
Product: orotidine 5'-phosphate decarboxylase
Exons: 3
Coding region: 1-1653 (550 amino acids)
Cellular component (GO): mitochondrial matrix
Molecular function (GO): L-glutamate gamma-semialdehyde dehydrogenase (NAD+) activity
Source: RefSeq, a predicted model, not a curated record